UGUUCCCAUGCACUUUUCCCUCAUCAGCCCGGUCGUACAUAUACCAGUUCGUUUCCACCAGUGCUCUGCAAGUUUGUCAGCGUUUCCAUGUACCUCAUGCCUUUGCAUUCAGGACACCAAACCUGAUCCUGCACAGUACCUGAAGCUGUUUCUGUAACCAAUGAUUUGGAUUCUGGAUUCAUGUCUGCUCCUAGCUGGAUAUGUUUGCCUGUUUUGGACUGCUUUUCUGGUGUUGACCCUUGCCUGCCUCAUCCAGUAAGCUUUUGCGCCUUUUUGAUAAUAAAUCAUUGAUCUGCACCAGCUCUGCCUCCAUCGACUGUCUAUGAGUCUUAUUCCUGUUGCCCUGCUCUCAACACUUGUGGCAUCCCUGAUGGGAAAGACUAGUUGUGGAGCCUUGUGUAGUUCAACUCUUGUAAAGAAUAAUCCAUGGCUUGACUCCCUCUAUUGCAAGAAAUCAUUAGAGUCAUGUCUUUCACAUUCAAAGCAAUGUUGUCUUUACUGAGAAAAUCAGUCAUGUCUUUAUCUCCUCGCACCUUGACCAUUGCACCAGCUUGCUUAUCUGCCUUCAUGCUUCAGCUGAAGACAGUGAACUGAAAGGUCAAACCUUCUUCCUACGCCAUCACAAUUUUAGUUUGUUCGCACUGAUUACACUUUGUUUCAGAAUCAAUUUUAUGUGAUAAUCAAUAAUAACACACAACACUUGAUAUGUCUGUCUACUAUAACUAACACCAGAUUACAUGUACAAUGAACAUUACUCUCACUAAUGCCACCACAGAUUCCUUUUCGAACCUUUUCAGGUGUGCACGAGUCAAUGUUAACAUCAAGGGGAGAAAGCUCUUGUGCUGUACGCUGGUAACCUGGCUUUGGAACUGUCUUCCAAUUGGUAUUUGUACUGUUAAUAAACUCAUGUUUAAUGUUGCCUUCCUGUAUGACACAGGUCUGUCAUGUCAUCAGCAGACCAUAUGCUGAUAAGAAGACCUCUUAUCGUGUUUUACUAUCUUUUGGCCGGGCAUGAUAACUUGACUUUCAACCUUAUGGCACAAUUAAAUAAUAUCUGAGCAUGCAAAUUAAUUUGUGAUUCCAGUGACCUGACAAGGUGAAUCUCUCUGCCGACUUCACACACUCUUCAACCUGACCACUCUGUUUAUUUGUGUCUGGAGAAUGGGCUGUGUUUGAGUACUCUCCGGUGAAACAUCUUUGUGCUGUUGUCUUGUUGUCGCACUGACCCAUUCUGUGAUUUGAUGUACAGCAAAAAACUAUCCAUGGAUUUUAUGGAAGGAAGCAGAGGCAUCUACAGACCCAUCAGGGCCAAUAUAUGAGCAGGCUCUGCAGAUCUGCUGGCAGAUCGGAUCCUACAAGUAUCAGAUCGCACUGCUGACUGAACUUUUGAGGCUUCGGCAGAAAAAACAGCUCCCGUCUGAGGUGACCGCUGAAGACAUGAAGGAGCUGCUGGUGGAGGAGAGCAAAAGCACACUGAGAGUGAGGCUCUGGGAGUCAGCACUGGAGGACUUUGAUGACACUGACGCUAAGCCUCUCCUCAGGCUGGGAAGACCACAAUCUGUGGAGUCCACUGUGACAAGUACAUUUGAUAGGUAUCUCAGAUGCGCUCAUCAGAUCUCCCCCUUGUUGCAGGUCUGGGAUGUGAACACCGACAUGAAGAUGAGGGACAUUGAGUUUGAAGCCAGAAGGCUGCUGAGCUCACCAGAGGCCCUCCCUCCUCAGUUUCAACUUCCCAAGAUCAUCAGCCAGACUCAAAAGCAUGCCAGGAGCCUUACCAAGCAGCAUCGAGAGGCUACCAGCUCCAAACUGCUCCAUCCACGUAAGGUGGUGAUGGAGGUGGUUCCCAACGUCCUGCAGGGCUUCUGGCUGCCUCCUCCAAACAUGUCCUUCAACAUGCCCUCCCAGCAGCUCAGUAAAAUGGCUGUUGGAGUCACAAAAGCAGUUGAGGACCGGGUCGCUACUGCUCUGUCCUCCAUGCCCCGUCAGGUAACCUUCUCCCGCUCCAUCAGAGACUACAUGGUCCUAACUGUUCAGGAGAAGUUUGGACAGGGUUACGCUCUCGAGGGUCUGGUGAAGAGGCUCAACGGUUUUGAAGCAGAGGUACUGAACAUCAUCACUGGCAUUUCAGCAGGAGAGAUCUGCAUGCUGUUUCACUCACAGAGUUGCACUAAAGUGUCUGUAAAUAUGAACUAUAUAAAGGACUGCAUCCAGCCAGCAGCUGUGGUGAGGCCAGAGGCCAGAACUAGCCUCGCUGAAGAUGAGGAGCCUGGUCUGGAGGGGGACACUGUACCAAUCCAACAAACAGUUGCUGCAGUCACUUCAUUCCCUCCAGUGUCUCUUACCCUCACUGCUGAACCUCCUAUCAGCAUUGGCUUACAUAAAACAGAAACACAGCCAGUUGAGGUGGUUGAGUCUUUCAACACAACAACAGGUGUCAAACAGACAGAGACAAGUGGAUUCAACUGCUUCUUCAGCUGGCUGCGACAGAACAUCUGCUGCUGCUGCUUCCUGUCUAAAGAUGACAUGGAAACGUAAUGAAGCUCUCUUUGUGAAAAAUCUUUGUUAUAAUUUUUAGUUUCAAUUGUUGUUAAUAAAGUUAAUAAAACUGGAUGACCAUUAAAACAUGA
This is a messenger RNA of Acanthopagrus latus (yellowfin seabream), 2627 nucleotides long. RefSeq lists its product as uncharacterized. The record is from RefSeq and is a predicted model, not a curated record. NCBI's taxonomy places the organism in Eukaryota, Metazoa, Chordata, Actinopteri, Spariformes, Sparidae. Bases 1438 to 2535 code for a protein of 365 amino acids. The transcript is spliced from 6 exons.